Molecule: messenger RNA, 282 nt
Organism: Ostertagia ostertagi
Lineage: Eukaryota; Metazoa; Nematoda; Chromadorea; Rhabditida; Trichostrongylidae
Source: the annotation of a GenBank genome assembly
AUGCGAGUACGAAGAAGAUUCCCAACUAUGGAAUCGAUGGUAGAAGCUGGAUUUCUGAACUUGGACGAGCUGAAAGAGCUCAGCAAGAUCGAUUUGGCAUACAACAGGUACUGGACUCCUAUCCACUGGGCUCUUGGAGUUUCAUUCCAAGCUCUGGAAAAGAAGUACUUUGAAACACCUUGGGCAAGGAUUUGUGUACAGAACGAGAUCGAAAUAUUUCGUACCAACUUGGCUCUUCUCUGCAAUUUUGACUGGGUUCCAGUACCAAUCAGCUACCCUCAG